AUGGAAUUAGAUCCUAUAUCAUUGCUAAUACAGACAAAAUCUACUCUUGAAAAUCAAACGAGCAAUGUUGAAACCUAUGGCUACAUAUUGUCGCAAUUAGGUGCGUUGGUUGCACAGUCAUCAGCAUCGGAACAAGCGAGGUUAUCACUUGUUAGUAACCCAAAAGUAUCUGCUAUACUUUCAGAAAUCGUAGAGCCUUGUAAAUUCGAGAACUUUGAUGAAUAUAAGUUGAGAAUUUUCAGAGGAUGUAUAUUGUUAAUUAGAAAUUUGGGAUCAACAGGGAUCUUAGCCAAAUCAAGAUAUAUUCAUAAUUUACUCUCCAGUUUCAGCCAAUUGAUUGUUUCGGUGGAAGCAAGUCCAAUAAGAGCCCAGCUAAUUGUGUCAUAUGUAGAGGCUUUGGCCAAUAUUGGAGUUAAUGCUGACAAAAUAAGUGUAGACCUAAAAUUGGUGACGAAUAUGUUAGAAUCAGUAAGCUACGAGGCUGAUGAAGAGCCCAUCAAGUUACCAGUUGCAAUCUUCUUGAACAACUUUUUCAAUUCCGAGAAUUUGUUUAAAUUGCUAAACGAAAAGAGUUCUUCAUAUAUUAUUAUGAAGUGGCUAGUCAGGAAAUUCGAAGAAAUGGAUACCGACAACGAGUUGGACCCAUCAGAGAACAUUCUAUUGGAAUUUGCUCAAAAUGUGAUUUCCCAUGAAAGCUAUAAUAAAUGGUUGCACAGAGCUUAUGAACAGUCAGAGACCACAUUCACAUUCUCCCAAAUCAUGAAGUUCAAUCAAAUAAUAGUAACAUCUAAAGAAGAAUGGGAUUCAUUCCAGAGCGCUGCAAUACUUGCGUGGGCAUUUGAUUUCUUCAAGGUAUUUGCAACUUUAACUGAGGAGAUACUUCCCAAACCUAUCCAGGAGAUAGACCGAGAUCAACUUGAGAUUAUUCAUUCCAAUUUGAUAUCCAUUUUGGACUGUAUUUCAGAUAUGGGGAAAUUAAAUUCUACGAGACAAUUCUUAGAACAUUAUAAUGCCAUGGAAGAGCUCAUAAAGUUAUUGAGAGUUGUUCAUGAGAAUGUUGAGAGAAAGACUUUAAAGAAAGUCGAAGAGGUAUCCAAAGAUGAGUUGUCCAGGAAAGCUAAAAGAUUUCCUCAGAUAAAAUCAUUGAUUAUAGAAAUUAUAUCAUUCAUGUGUCACGAUUCUUUCAGCAUGCAAGAGAAAGUCAGGGAGUACCACGGACUCGAAUUAGUCUUAUCCAAUUGUAUGAUAGAUGACAACGACCCAUACAUCAAGGAAAGAGCAAUUAUAUGUAUAAAGAUCUUGUUGGAUAAGAACCUGAAGAACCAGCAAUUUGUGGCAGAUUUGGAAGCUGAACAGACAGUGAACGAUGAAGCAUUGAGAGAAGUAGGCUAUGAAGUGGAAAUUGACAAUGGCCAGGUAAAGUUGCGGAAGUCAGAGAAGCAAGGUAAUUAG
This is a messenger RNA of Dujonia railenensis, 1452 nucleotides long. Lineage: Eukaryota; Fungi; Ascomycota; Pichiomycetes; Serinales; Debaryomycetaceae. The record is from the annotation of a GenBank genome assembly.